UAAAAAGAGAACCUGCCGAGUCUUUGGAAACCUGUCCACUGGCCUUCUCUAGACGGUUCCUUCUAGACCUGGGAACCUGUGCCCAAGGACCCCAGGCUGAUGAUGGGUGCCCAGCUCUGCUCCGAGGCCAACGCCAAGUCCCCGGGAGAGGCGCUUCGCUUCCACAGGGAGGCCAAGGGGGCGCAGGUGCAUCUGGACACCCGCGGCUGCACCGCGCACAGGCGCGCCACGUUCCACGACGGCAUCGUGUUCAGCCAGCGGCCGGUGCUGCCGGGCGAGCGCGUGGCCCUGCGCGUGCUGCAACAGGAGGGCGGCUGGUGCGGUGGCCUCCGCGUGGGCUUCACGCGCCUGGACCCCGCGCGCGUGUCCGCGCCCAGCCUGCCGCCCUUCGUGUGCCCGGACCUGGAGGAGCAGAGCCCGACGUGGGCGGCCGUGCUGCCCGAGGGCUGCGCGCUCGAGGGGGAUGUGGUCCGCUUCUGGGUGAACCACUGCGGCUGGCUCUUCGCACAGGUCAACGCCGGCCGCCGGCUCCUGCUGCGCAAGGGCGUGCUCAUGGGCGCCCCGCUCUGGGCGGUGAUGGACGUGUACGGGACCACCAAGGCCAUCCAGCUUCUGGAUCCCACAGCCAGCCGGGUCCCCACAACCGUGCUGCCGGUCCUCAGCAAUGAGGCUGUGCCUGAGCCUGAAGCCACAUCAGGAGAGGAGUGUGCCGUCUGCUUCCACCAUGUUGCCAACACCUGCCUUGUCCCCUGUGGCCACACGCACUUCUGCAGCUCCUGUGCCUGGCGGGUCUUCAGGGACACAGCCAAGUGCCCCAUGUGUCGCUGGCAGAUUGAAGCGGUAGCCCCGGUGUGA
Molecule: messenger RNA, 855 nt
Organism: Propithecus coquereli (Coquerel's sifaka)
Lineage: Eukaryota; Metazoa; Chordata; Mammalia; Primates; Indriidae
Gene: NEURL3
Product: neuralized E3 ubiquitin protein ligase 3
Exons: 4
Coding region: 100-855 (251 amino acids)
Source: RefSeq, a predicted model, not a curated record